This is a messenger RNA of Gilbertella persicaria, 1147 nucleotides long. RefSeq lists its product as uncharacterized. Gene Ontology annotation, biological process: regulation of DNA-templated transcription. The transcript is spliced from 6 exons. Gene Ontology annotation, molecular function: zinc ion binding; sequence-specific DNA binding. NCBI's taxonomy places the organism in Eukaryota, Fungi, Mucoromycota, Mucoromycetes, Mucorales, Choanephoraceae. The coding region runs from base 89 to 1147 and encodes 352 amino acids. The record is from RefSeq and is a predicted model, not a curated record.
CAUUUUUUUCUUCUUUUAACUUGGUGUGUAUUUCCUUUUCCAUUCGUUUUUUCUCCACCUUCAUAUUUCCCAAUCUCGCUAGUUCAUUAUGGAUGUAUCUCAAUUAUGUUCUGAUACUUUAAAUCCAGCAUCAUCUCAUAUACCUGCAAAUCAUCAUGUAGACAAUAAUGACAUACCAUUGAAGCAUCCAUCAGCUAAAGUUCGCAAGAUCGACUUUUUGCUUUCUGAUGAUCAAGAACCUACUGCUGCUACUACUGCUACAAAAACAAUAGAACAUCCUGAAUCAAUAACCGACGUGCUUGUUCAGUGUGCAAAACUCUGCAAAGACAUAUGUCAACUAAAGCUUGGGAACAAGUCCAUGACAGAAAAUGAGCGAGAUAGAGUGAUUGAUAAUUUAUCAGAAUCAGCCAAAAUAGUCUACAAGAGUAUUCAAUCCGUUGAUCACUCAACUACCAAUAAUAAAAAACGCCAUUUGUGUUCCACCGUGCAUCAGGAAGAUGAGGAAGAUGAGGAUGAUCUAGAGGACGAAGAUUUAGAUGAGGAAAGCCAGCACCAUACGGUUGUGAAUGAUCAUGCCGAAUACGAACUCAUCCGACAAGCGAGAAACAUUCAGAACAACAAUAGUCAUUUGAGACCGAAAUAUCGUCGAAGAAAUAAACGAAGUAUGAUAGGUCAAAAAUGUCAUUCUUGCAGUACAACAGAAACUCCUGAAUGGAGACGUGGCCCUGAUGGAGCAAGAACGCUUUGCAAUGCAUGUGGCCUGCAUUAUUCUAAGCUAUUAAAAAAGGGAUCCAUUGGCGUACAGACACAAAAUUACUUGAUCACAGGUGGAUCACCUAGAGUGUCAUCAUCUGCAAAUGGCAUUACUGCAAAUGUACUCAGACAAUCAAGCGGGAUAGAACAUGCCAUUAAUUAUCCUUUUGUCCUGAUGGACCCAAAACAAACAUCGUCUGCUAACAAUCCCACCAAGAUCGUAUUUGAAGAGAAACCAUAUACUAAUAACCGCUUGUAUUAUACCCAACCAUCGCUUCAGCGACUACCCUCUUUAUCCUCUAUAGCGAAUAAUAUUGUAAAUAAUAAUGAACCAAAAAAACCUCUUACUAUGGCGACUCCGCUGCGUAUACAUCAAUGGAAACAUCAAGAAUAA